AUGGCAGAAGGACGCUACAUACACCAGCAACAGUAUGCAUUCGCCGAUGGAACGCCCUGCGCCAGCCAGCGCAGUCCACCUGCGUGGAUGCGGGAGGGAGCGCCCACCAUGCGAGACUGCCGCCCUACAGUUCGCUGGGACUCACGGAGGUGGAAUGCCAGUGUCCUGGGUCGCCCGGGAAUAUCUGGAGCUGCAGAACCUGCCAACAAAUUCCCUGACGACUUCAUCUUCGCAGCUGCCACCGCGUCUUACCAGGUGGAAGGGGCCUGGAAUGAAGGCGGCAAGGGUGAGGGCAUUUUCGACCGCAUGUUCCACACAAUUCCCAACAUCACCACCGAUGGCAGCAAUGGCGACGUGGCGUGUGACUCCUACCACAAGUACGAGAUAGACAUACAGCUCGCCAAGGAUAUGAAUGUGGACGCAUACCGCUUUUCCAUAUCGUGGCCCAGGGUUCUCCCCACUGGAGACGUCAACAACAUCAAUCCGGAGGGAAUCGACUACUACAACAAGGUCAUCGACGGCCUCAUUGCCAACGGCAUCACUCCAGUGGUGACGAUGUUCCACUGGGACUUGCCGCAGACAUUGCAAGACAUCGGGGGGUGGCCCAACCCCAGGCUGGCGGACUACUUUGUCGAGUACGCCAGAGUGCUCUACGACAACUAUGGCGACAGGGUGAAGUGGUGGCAGACGUUCAACGAGCCGGCCAGUUUCGUCUCAGGCUACUCUGGAGGCUACAUGAUCGCCCCAGGCAUCAACUCGUCAGGUGUGGGAGACUACAUGGCGGCGUACACCCUGCUCAUGGCACACGCCGGCGCCUACCACCUAUACGACGAGAAGUACCGAGAGAGCCAGAAAGGGAAGGUCGGCAUCACAAUUAACAAUAUGUGGUACGAUCCUGCCACCGACUCUGCAGCGGACAUAGAGGCAGCAGAACGUCUCGACUCGUGGAGCUCACGCCAGAGGAGGUGGAGUAUAUCAAGGAGCACUCCUUGGGCCUUCCGCAAGCUGUUCAACUGGCUCGCGCAGCACUACCCUGGCUACCCAAUCUUCGUCAUGGAGAACGGCUGGUCGGACACUGGAGAGCUCGAGGACCAGGGCCGAAUAGACUACUACGCUUCCUACUUGUCUGCUAUGCUCAAGGCUAUUAAUGAAGAUGGUGUUGACGUAAUCGGCUACACAGCUUGGAGCCUCCUGGAUAACUUCGAGUGGGGCACAGGAUUCACGACCAGAUUUGGACUUCACCAUGUGGAUUUCAACGAUCCAGAUCGCACAAGGACACCCAAGGCGUCCAGCAAAUUUCUUGGACAAAUCUUCAAAACGAAAACCCUUCCUGCUGAGUACCUAAACUAA
Schistocerca americana (American grasshopper) is the source of this 1350-nucleotide messenger RNA. Its product is annotated as myrosinase 1-like. NCBI's taxonomy places the organism in Eukaryota, Metazoa, Arthropoda, Insecta, Orthoptera, Acrididae. The transcript has 11 exons. Bases 1 to 1350 code for a protein of 449 amino acids. The record is from RefSeq and is a predicted model, not a curated record. Gene Ontology annotation, biological process: carbohydrate metabolic process. Gene Ontology annotation, molecular function: beta-glucosidase activity.